CCAAGGAGCCCCUUCCAGUUGACGGGCGGGUAGAGGAGGAGGGGAGGGGCGGUCUAUAUACUCGGGGCGGCCUGGGCGAGGGCCGCAGUUCGUUUGUAAACACACCGAGAGGAGGAAACCAACUUGCGUUUACUUAGUUUCCCAGCCUGACGCCGAAACCGGGAUGCCGCAGAAGGGAGGAGCGUUCUGGGAGCCGCUGCGGCCUGCGCAGCUGGACCAGCUGUACCGGGAGCUGGGCGCCUCCGAGGAGACCCUGCGCCGGGACGUGGCCGCCAUCCGCCAGUGGAUGGCGCUGCAGCCGCACCUGCCGCAGCUGGACGGCACGGGGCUCGACGUGGACCACUGGCUGCGCAUGUACCUGCUCCGCUGCAAGAACUCGAUCGAGCGUACCAAGGAGUCGCUGGACGUGCUGCUGUCCGGCCGCUCCACCAUCCCCGAGUUCUUCCGCCAGCGCGACCCGACCGCCCCGGACGUGCAGGGCAGCUUCGACACGACGCUCAUCGCCACCAUGCCGAGGCUCACGCCCGACGGCUACCGCGUCCACUACUACGCGUACCCGACGGCCGACGCCAAGGGCUUCCAAGUCGAGGCCCUGUUCCGGCGCGCCCUCAUGAUGGGCGAGAUCCUCAUGCGCGACGACCUGCCCGCCGGCGAGAUCAUCGUCGUCGACCUGGCCAACGGCAACGCCUCCCGCUUCCGCGACUUCACCCUGGCCAUGAGCCUCUUCAGCAAGUUUGUCCGCGCGGGUCUGAAGAUGUACCCGCUGCGCCUGAAGCACUUCUACCUCAUCAACCUGCCGCCGUUCCUCAACGCCAUCAUGACCCUGCUCGGGACAGUGAUGCGCGAGAAGCUGUACAGCCGGAUUAUCGUCGACCCCACGGGCUGCAACGAGCUCAAGAAAAACAUCCCGGCCGAAUGCAUACCCGAGGACUACGGUGGCGAGGGUCCCUCCCUGCGCGAGGGCAACGGUCUGUGGCGCAGCCUGCUCGUGGAGAACAGGGACUGGUUCCUCGCCCAGGAGAGCAUCAGGACGGACGAGUCCAAGAGGGUGGGGACCUCCAGCUUCAUGGACGAAAUCAGCUGCCCAGGCUCCUUCCGCACCCUGGCCGUCGACUAAAGGUAGAUCCUCAACACUUGCUGCUGGGCCGCCUCGCGACAGAGUCGAAUAGGUUGCCUACGUAGCCGGCGGUGCCGUCUGACAAGAACACUCCGCCCUCCAUCGAAGUUCCUCCGCACCUUCAAAGCGUGCCGGCGGCAGCGGCAGCAGCAGCGCCAGCACCACGCCAACCGGGCGCCGUCGUUAUCAUAUCCAGCGCCGCAGCCGUUUCUCAUUAUUCACCGAUACGUCAGCCGUCCCCUCUCCUCCCCGCAUCGCCCGUUUCUUUCCUUUUCUCCUCCUCAUGCACCGCCAACAGCACACGAAAACAUCUCCGAGCGCACAUCACAGAGGCGGCGCACAAAUUGUCGUGACCCGUUCGAAAGUUCCUCUAAGCAAUAAAAGUGCAGAAGCUCUCUA
Molecule: messenger RNA, 1516 nt
Organism: Frankliniella occidentalis (western flower thrips)
Lineage: Eukaryota; Metazoa; Arthropoda; Insecta; Thysanoptera; Thripidae
Exons: 7
Coding region: 164-1117 (317 amino acids)
Cellular component (GO): membrane
Molecular function (GO): phosphatidylinositol bisphosphate binding
Source: RefSeq, a predicted model, not a curated record